Ectocarpus sp. CCAP 1310/34 is the source of this 1031-nucleotide messenger RNA. The record is from the annotation of a GenBank genome assembly. Lineage: Eukaryota; Phaeophyceae; Ectocarpales; Ectocarpaceae.
UUGGUGCCAGCGAACAUACUCUCUUAAGCCGAGAGGAAGGUGUGUCUUGGAUGUCCUUCGCCAGAGUUUCAUUUGGGCCGUGUAAGCGGCCCCUUGCUGCUAGAACCUGCUGCGUGGCACGUCGUGCGUCGGCUUCUUCUUCAUGUCCUCUGGCCGACGGGAGAAGGGAAGAACGGCGAUCACCUCGCGCAAGAGCGAGCGGUCCAGCAAAGCAGGGUCCGGGAGCGGUGCAAUGCAGGAGACGGUAUCACCGUUGGUCACCUCCCGGGGCGACCGACACCAACAGCGGCAGCGGCACGUUAUUGAAUAUGGCAGUCGAAAAGGAACAGCAACAGCAACAACGACACCAACGACAACCACAGCAGCAAGCGCAGACGAAACCACCCCCCCUACUGAAGGUUCCUCAGGCAGUGGCAAUGGAGGAGUUCGCUGAUUUGGAGCGUAAGCUCGCCUCGCCGCGGGAGGCACCGAGGAGAAAGACCCCGGAGCAAGUCAUGAUGGAGGAAUUCGCAGCUCUUGAGAGGAAGCUUGGCUCAACACAACAAGCGAGUGCCGGUGCUGCUCAACCCGACGGGCAAUCGAGUCGUGUGAGAAAUACCUUGACGAAACCGGAGGAACCUGAAGCGGAAGAGUGUUGCGGGAACGGGUGCGCGACGUGCGUCUGGAUUGGAUACUGGGAGGAGCUGCAGGCGUGGGAAGAAGCGGAACGCGAGCGCGAGGAAGCGCCACCAUGAAGUGCGGCGGGAAUACUUUUUUGUUGUAUUUCGUUCUGGUGUGUUGCCACCCCCGGAGAUUCACUCUCUUUUAAAAAUUGUCGUUCCGGCGCUACCUGAAGCCAGUCCCCCAGACUAAAAUUGCGUAGCGUUUCCAUCUGUAUUCACCGGAGGAGAAAGCCGGCUGAGGUUUUCGAACCUCUCAACCAUGUAGAUGUCGGGGGCAAGGCUAACUGGGAUUGUCUAUUGGCUGCUGCGUCGGCGACGAGCUUCGCAUAAACACUCAGUGCUGUGUGGCGUAAUGUGGUGUAAGUUGAU